Zea mays is the source of this 603-nucleotide messenger RNA. RefSeq names its product probable methyltransferase PMT18. Gene Ontology annotation, molecular function: methyltransferase activity. Lineage: Eukaryota; Viridiplantae; Streptophyta; Magnoliopsida; Poales; Poaceae. The coding region runs from base 272 to 511 and encodes 79 amino acids. The record is from RefSeq and is a predicted model, not a curated record. The transcript is spliced from 4 exons.
CCCGCACCGUGCUGUGUCCGCUCCAUCUUCCUUCGCCGCCACGCUCAUCGCCGGUGAGGACUACCCUCUUCCUCUCCUUCUCCCUCUCCCUCUCCCUCUCCCUGUGGUUCACUACCGGGUCGUCGGCGAAGGGCGAACGACGCCAUGCCGGCGGAUCCAUGCAGGGCUGGAUCCACAAAAGCUGGAUCCGUGGAGGGUUGGAUUCUCUUUGUAGGGCUGGAUCCAUGGAGGGAGUGCACGGCGCUCGUCGCCCAGCUCGAGGUGCGAGGGCAUGUCUACCUACCCGAGGACCUACGAUCUCAUCCAUGCGGACUCGGUGUUCACCCUGUACAGGAACAGGGAGAAGAUCCUCCUGGUUGUCAAGACGUAUUGGACUACCCAUGAGGCCAUGACCAAGAUCAGUAGCAGGACUGUCAAAUCUAUUAAUGAUAUGAAAGAACACUGCUUCUGGUCCCAAAUUAUGGAGAGAAAGGGUCCAACAGUCGAGAUGGCUGAAUGGUGCCAGGAAUGAAUUGGUAAUGUACAAACACAUUUGACAGGACAGUAGGCCAUGUAAACAGGUCUCUGGUCUCUAUUAAAAUCAUAGUUUCUGUUUAAUUACAA